AUGCCACCAAAGCCGGUCGCCGAGGCCAGCAAGGCCAAAAUGCCAGACAUGCUGAACCAGGCGAUCCUGAACGACGUACUACAAUACGGCGUCGACAAGAGCAGAUUCGCCAUGACUGGCAAGCUGCUACCCAAAGGAGUACCCAAGAAGCUCAAAGACAGACACGCACAUGAUACGAGGAUCUUGAAAGACUGGGUGAACUUCAAUCACGAGCAACGUCCCAGCUACCGAACUCAACCUCCUCGACUUGGCGAUCCGUUGGCGAAACCAGAUGACCCUUUGACAAGUCUCUUCCAUGUCAAGCGCAGAGGCGAGCUCGAUGAUCCCAUGGAGCAAUUCCGUUCGAAGCUGAAGGAAACGGAGAACGACAAGAAGAAGAACCUCAAGUCGGAGGCUGAAGUGACACAAGCCAUCGAGACACAUCACAGCACAUUGCAUCGACUUUGCAAUCAAAGUGUCGAGACCAUCGCCAGACUGAUCCAGGCCCUUUACAUUGACAAGCAUCGCAUUCGCCUGGAGGUCAUUGAGAACAUCACUCCACAAGUCUUGCUGGACCUUGGUUUCAGCAACGGCGACAUCUCCGAACUGAUGUCCAACAAGCCACCACUGAAGGCAUUCAAGGACAGAUUCAGCAUAGCCCAGAAGAAAGUGAUUGAAGCUGGAUAUCAAGUCGUGGUGGGUAACGGAGACAAAUUCGAGCCCCAACUCACGUUCGGCGGCGAUAUCUCGGAUUCUGAGGUCGAAGAGCAGACUACUGGCAGAGCAUCUGCGGCGAAGCGCAAGAGGAAGAAGGAUGCUGCCGACUCCGACGAAGACAAGAGCUGUGGAAAGUCCAGGCGUGCGAGAAAAACCAAGUCAAAGCACGGAACUCAGGUCAAGACGGAGCCAGUCGAAGACGCCACAUCCCAGUCCGGGGCCCCAGAACAACCCCCAAAGAACGCAUCACUUUGCCUGAAUGACACAGCAAGACAUGAAGGCCAAGCUGCCAAGGAUGUCUCGCAACAAGCAGGGCAGGAUGCCAUGGGUGCAUACUGGGAGCGCAUGGCAGACGAGCUCAACAAGAAGCCCACGGUUAGCGAUUACAAGGCAUUCUUCGGGCGACAGUGGCUUCCUGGUUGGCUCACGGACAUGCCUCGAGAGGUGAAGCUCAGGAUGGUGUUGGGCGUCUGCAACUUUGAGAAAGUAUCUCCACCUACCACUGAUCUGAACAACAAGGUUGCUCAGAUCCUGGAGAACAGAGCGAGAAGCGGGAAAUGGGGCUUGGAUAUGGCACCCAAUGAAUACACUCCCCAAUGGGUCCAGGAAAACUACACGGAAAUUCGAGCUAAGGUGGAUGAAUUGAUCGAACAGAAGGGACUCCAUCGGAAAAAGCAGCAGACUGGGAAUGCUAUCCGGAGUUCUAAUGAAACCCAAGAUCACCAGUCGACAGGAGACGAAGUUAUUGGCAAGGACGUCGACCAAGGUGUCGAAGAUACCGGAGUUGACCAAAAUUCAGGGGCUGGAGAUGGAUUUGAAGACGACAAGGGAGGUGCUGAGGAUGGCGGACCUCAUGGCAGCAGGCCAGCAAAUCCAUGGACCACGAGAUAG
Zasmidium cellare ATCC 36951 is the source of this 1587-nucleotide messenger RNA. RefSeq lists its product as uncharacterized. NCBI's taxonomy places the organism in Eukaryota, Fungi, Ascomycota, Dothideomycetes, Mycosphaerellales, Mycosphaerellaceae. The coding region runs from base 1 to 1587 and encodes 528 amino acids. The transcript has 2 exons. The record is from RefSeq and is a predicted model, not a curated record.